Messenger RNA from Octopus bimaculoides (California two-spot octopus), 3882 nucleotides. Its product is annotated as zinc finger MYND domain-containing protein 19. Gene Ontology annotation, cellular component: cytoplasm; membrane; synapse. The record is from RefSeq and is a predicted model, not a curated record. Lineage: Eukaryota; Metazoa; Mollusca; Cephalopoda; Octopoda; Octopodidae.
CGACGAGUUGAUUAAAUGUUACUGAAGCAAGCUGGAAUGAGUGGAGUAACACUACUUCCAUGAAUUGUUUAUAGAAUGGGCAGAAACUGGAAGUGUGUGAGUGAAAACAGUUCAGUUUAGCGACUAGAAGAUAGAGAGAUACAGAGAGUGUGAAAUAUUACAGCAAUGAAGUGUAUAUAAAAAGUACAGAGACUGGGAGAGAGAGUGAAGGUAAAGGUUUAGUUACUGAGUGAGUACAAGUGUCGAGAAAACAAAUAGUGAGAAAGCGGAAGGGAGGGAUAGCUAGAGUGAGUGGAACAUAACCGCUGAACAGUUCAGAGAGAAGACAGAUUGGGAGAAUGUGAGUGAAAACAAUUCAGUUAUUGAGUGAGAGCAAGAGUUGAGAAAACAGAGAGAGAGAGAGAAAGGGGGAGGAGCUAUAGUUCGGAGAAAUAACAUAAACUGGGAGAGUGUGAGUGAAAACAGUUUAGUUAUUGAGUGAGUGCUGGCAACGAGAAGAUAGACAGUUAAGUUAGUUAAAGUGAGAGAGAGAGAGAGCUAUAGUUAGAGUGAGUGAAGUCCAUGCCACAACAGGCAACAUUACCUCAGUGAGAGGGACGUCUUGCACGUUCUGCACUGGCACCGACUUGGAUGGCAAUCUUUACCGCCGAUGUGCAGCAAACAUGUCUAGCUUCAAACUGGGAAUUAUUAGACUAGGCAGAGCUGCUGGAAAGUCCAAAUAUGCACUGCUAGAUGAAAGAGAUAUUUCUUUAAUGGCCCAAUAUGCAAUUGAGGCUCGAGUCGAAGUAGACCGUGAUGGAAAUGGGGCCAAAAUUUAUGCUUAUGCAUAUGAUAUAAAUAAGGGUCGGAGUUCUGGUCAGUAUCUACACGAAUUGUUAUGGGAAAAACAUUGCGGUGGGAUUGCUCCACUUUGGAAAGUAAUCCAUAAAAAUGGUGUCACUGUAGAUAACCGGUUGGAUAAUUUGGCCCUAGUCAUGGAAUCCAGUUCAACAUACCCACUGGAUGAGCCGUCCAAUAAAGCCAACCGAGAACAGUCACUCUAUUGGAUUGCUGUACAGCAACUUCAACAUGAUCCUAUUGAAGAGCAUUUUCCUGAACCCAUUUAUAGCAAAUAUUAUAACUCUAAUGGUGAGAUUGUUGAAGAUGAAGGUAAGGGUCACCAUAUGAACUAUGACAGUUGUGUGUAUUAUGAAUGUCAUUAUCCACCUUGUACGAACAUAGAGCGAGAGAUACGAGAAUUCAGUAUAUGUGGCAGAUGUCAAGAAGUGAGAUAUUGUGGCACAUACUGCCAACAAAAUGACUGGCCAGUACACAAGCGACAUUGUCGAGAGAAACGAAAACUUUACAGUCUAGAGCGGCCUCCAGAACGAUAGUUGCCAUGAAAAUCUGGUGAAAUCUUGUUCUUGAGAAUCCAUAGUCCUGCAGGUGUGACCUAAGUCUCUCUAGGUUGUGCACAUAUGUGAGGGAGGGGAAACAUCGAAAGGUCUAUCCUUAGUAAUCUACAUUAUAUCAGUGAAUAGUGGAUGGGAAAUUAUAAAAAGUGGGAAAUCUUUCUAGAUUAAAGGGGGGUUAUUAAAGGGGGUUUUUUUUUUCUUUCUUCUAAUAUUCUUAACCAUUGACUUCAUUCAGUUCACAACAUAUAACUAACCUAACAUGUUCCUUUACUUUUUAUUCUGCCAUUCACCUCAACUUCCGAUUUUUUUAUUUGUUUUACAUAUAUACAAUAUACAUGUGUGCAUGGUUGUGUGUUUGUAUGUAUAUAUGCACACACAUAUACAUGUAUACUGAAAUAAAAAGAUAUUAUUUCAGUUCUGAUUUGGACUAUGUUGUACAUAAAAUAGAUAUGUGUAUACAUGUGUGUGUGUAUAUGUAUGUAUAUAUGUAUGUGUGUGUAAUCAACUGUCAUAAUUUUAAAAUCUUUUGAAAUUAAAGAUAUUUCUUUUUAAACUUUACAAAAAAUAAAUAUAUAAACUCAAUGGUUAAGAAAUAUGUCACAGAUUUUAAAAUGGGCAGAGGUUACUUUUUCUGUAUUAUUUUCCUCAUAGGAUUGUAAAAGUGAAGUUGAGAGAGUAGAGGGAAGAGUAGAGAGAGAGAGAGAGAGAGAGAGGCAUUAAUAAAAACUUUAUUACCUAUAUAUUUCAACAUUGUCUUGAAAAUUUGAAUUCUUCUUAGUUUCCACUGCUUGAUUUGAAUUAUCUCUUAGAAUUAAGGAAAAAAUAGUGAAUAGCAUUUGAAAUUAUUUAAUGUUCCUUCAUAUAAAACUACACUUUAUUUUGCAUCUUCAGUAACAUUCCAACUAUUUUUCUUGUUAAGAUAUCUUAAAAACUUCAUAGCUAACUGCUCAGUUGAUGUCUUAAAACUGUAAACACAUUUCUAUACAUACAUGUAUAUAUAUAUAUAUAUAUAUAUAUAUAUAUAUAUAUUCUCUGGACUGAUAUUCAAAACCAUAAUUCUAUUUAGGAAUUAGAAAAUAAUGCCCAUUUGAAUACUUAACUGUCUACUGAAAUGGUUGUUGUUUUCUGUUCUUUAUGGAUUUCAUAUAUAUAUAUAUAAUACACACACACAUUUAUAUAUAGUGAUCAUUUCACUUGAUUUGAGCAAAUAAUCCAAGUUUUACUAAGCAAAAUCUACAUUUGUUGUAGUCAGCAGAAUAACUUUUCAGUCACUUAGUUUGAUGAUAAUAGUUAAAUAGCUCUCAACAAAAUACUAUAUAUUUAUGUGACUGUAACUAUGGUUUUUACCUGCAUAAAUUAUGCCUAUAUAAAGUCAUACACCUACUCAUUUGCAUGUUAUCUCAUGCACAUUGGCUUUUAUAUAAUACAAAUAUCCCAUGAAAUGCAUUUUCACUAAAACACAGAUGAAAUCUUUUUAACAGCAAGACAAUUCUAGCUUUAUAAAUUAUGACGAAAUUUAUAAACUCAUUGUGAAAAAGUGAGCCAGUUAUCUUUAACAAUGUUGUUUUCUGUUUAGUUGAACAGCAACUAUUUUGAGAAAGUAGCCACAUCUUUUCUAAUUAAACACGAGAUUCAAGCUAUGACUAACCAGUGCUAACAUUAGACUAGGCAUUCAGUUUACAGCAUGGUUACUAAUAGUUAUAACUACUAUAAUUAACAUAAUGUCUCCAUUUUGCUUAGUAGUUGUGUUUCAGCCUGUGUCCAUUGAUUAAAUUGCUUCCAUGAACAUGUGAAAUAGAACGGUUGAGUCACCUAAAAUAUCAGGUGAUAUGUAUACCAUCUAUUUUUGAAAUGGUGGCAGCUAUCAGUUUUGUUACUUUCCAGUUUUCCAUUCUGAUUAUUCAGAGAUACUUUGGUGAUUAUUUAAAUUUCUUCACAUACACUCUUCCUCUCUCUCUCUCUCUCACUAUAUAUAUAUAAAGUUACUUUCAACACUUUACCAGGUUUUCAUUUAAAAAAACGACAGCAAUAGUGUGUUAAAAUUUAAUGAAGAAGGAAGCGGGGAAAUUUCUAUAGCGUCUCUUUGAUAUAUACUAAAAAUAUUGUACAAGCAUCUUGUUUAUGUAUGUAGGCAUGCAUUUGUACAUAUAUAUAUAUACAUACAUAUAUGUACUAUUGAACUACAAAAGCUCAAAGACAAUAUAAUGUAUGGGUAUAUUUAUUUUUUUUAUAUAUUAUUGUUUUAUAUAUUAUUUUCUUCAUUUUGUACUUUUUUGUACUUCUUUGUAAAAAAACAUUUUCAUUCUCCUUCUUCUUGAUAAUUUGCUUCAUCACAAUGAAAACCGGUUAGAAAAAAUCUUUAUUAAAUUAUGCUUCCAGUUCAGCAUUCUGGCUUUUUUUCAUUUUCCUAUAUAUAUACAUAUGUAGAUAUGUGCGUAUGUAUAUGUGUGUGAAUAUAUAUAUAUAUAUACACACACACACACACACA